This is a messenger RNA of Gongylonema pulchrum, 708 nucleotides long. Lineage: Eukaryota; Metazoa; Nematoda; Chromadorea; Rhabditida; Gongylonematidae. The record is from the annotation of a GenBank genome assembly.
AUGAUACGAAAUGCGGAAAUUGGUAGUCAUGCACAACGAAUAGCCACUGCUGCUACUGCUGCUGCUGGUGGUGGUGCCAGAGGAAGAGACGAUCAUCGUGGUGGAGCAAAGAAAACGGUUGUUGAAGUCCGACGGCCAUCAUCCUAUCCAGAAACCACUGCAGUACAGGGUAGUGGCAGUGCUGCAGUUGUUAAGCCAUCACUGAGAAAUGAGGAAGUAAGUUCUGAAGUACAAGCACCUGGUACAAAUGUCAUAUCAGCUCGACCGCUUCCAUCACCGCCAUUAUCGCCGAAAUCGUUUUCACGAUAUAGUGCCGUAGUGGCCGCACAAGCUAUUGAGAAUAGUCGAAGGCAGGAACCAGCCUGGAGUAGAGCGGGAGCACUGGAACGAAAUCGGCGGCAGUUUGCAUCUGAGCAGGAACAACGACCGGAUCAGGGUAAUGUUGUGUGGGCUCGAAAAGGAUUGGAGCAGAGAAAGGAAAAAACGGGCAACCAAAAUGGUGUUGUCCCGGUCGCGCAUCAACAGCACCAUGAAGCAACCCCAACAACCAGUGUUCGGAAGGCAGAGCAGGAACAGGAAUACAAUUAUUUCGGUACAGCAUCUUCAAGUUCAUCGGAUUCCAGUAAAAAGGUGCAGCGGCGAAGCUAUGAAUCCAGCUUCUCCAGUGUAAAUUAUUUAUUUUUUUGUUUUGUCGCUUUUCUUACGUAA